GGGCGCUGCUUGGUCCUCCGAAAUGUUGUUCGGUCUGUUUGUUGUACCUGAUUUUAAGAAAUAAUGAACAAUGUAAGUGUUUGGGAAGUGACUUUUGGAACUUAACUACAUCUUGCAACGUGUCUGCACAAGUUUAUGAAGACAAAAGUCGCGUUGAAGAAGAACCGUGGUCUCUCGGCCCCUCUUCAGGAGUGAAUAAAUUUCAGAUGGUCUUUACCUGAACUGAAGUCAAGCCACAUUUGGCUGUCACCCUGCUCCAUUCAAAAACAUGGCAGAUAAUUUUUACAAGUUGGAAGAUGAAGCCUUCCCCAGUUUCCUCUGCAAGUCUCUGGACAGCACCAGUGGCCGCGCCACACUGGGGAAUGUGACAUUGGGUUCAGGCCCAGGACUCCCAGUGGCCGCCUCUACAGUGGCUAAAAUUAAACCUAGCUCGGACAACAGAGGAGAUCCUGUUGAGGCGUCAUAUCUAGAGGGCAGAGAGCUGCAGCAGGCCGACACAAAGUCAUCUGCUAGAGAACAGCCUAAGUUCGCCCUCAGCUUCAAAGAUGACUUGGACGAUGCAGAUGACUUCAUCGCAGCCCACCGUUUUUCAGACAUGCUGGUGAAGAUUAAUUUGGAAGAAAGUGCAUCUCAAACCCAAGGCCCCAACCUGGGGCUUCCCCCCACACAUAUGAGCUCAGUCAGUGGCCGGCCCACAGAACUUGGAACAGAGCUGUCAACAGGGCUUCUGACAUUUGCCCAGUUUGGCUAUAAAGAUGGUCCAGAUGCAAAGGCUCAGCCCUUGCCCGCUACAGCUGAAGAGGACAUUGUGCAGAGUGAAGGAGUGGACAGUGACCAUUUCACUGGCAGUAACUCAAGCUUCCUGGCAAAUGAGAAGCUCAUGUCUGUGGACAGCAUGAACAGCGAUAUCACAGAUGAUGACAUUGAUUCAAACAACCUGCCUGAUGAUGAGCUGGAACUGUAUUUCAAUAAGAUGGUUCCUCCUGCUAUGCAGAGAGGCAGAGUGGAGGGCCAGGAGAUUCCUGCAACAGGACUCCCAGCUGCUGCUGACAGCAUAUCAAACCCAAGUUCAACAGACCCAGAACAGUAUAGACACCAGUUCCUUGAUGACUACAAUCAGGAGGACUUCCAGAUGCCUGAUGUGCGUCUUGCUGCUACAGGUAUGGACUCCUGUCCUGCUAGUGAUGAGGACACUGAGGAUGAGCUGGAGUCUGCCAGAAGGAACAGCAAUGCUGCCAGGACACGGCUGCUGCCCAGCACCUCCAGACAACUGGUUGGGGAGAGUAAUCGUCCGAGUUUCAGGCCGGGCUUAGAGGGAGGCAGUUCUGAUGAUGAGGCUUCCAGCAGCCGUGGUGGUCCAUCUCUGUCUGGGAUUGAACACAGACGAUCUGCUGAGGGACAAGUCAUCAACCCUCCGGUCACAGGGGAUGGAGGAGGUGGUGAUGGGAGCAGCGGGAGUGAGGAAAGUGGAAAUGAUGGUGGAGUUUCAACCAUCCCUCUCCCAACAACCGUAGUCCAGACCACCUAUGAUGUCCUGCGUGGGCUGGGGAUUGUGGGGAGCAGUGCUAUCGGUGAGGAUGAGGACGGCGAUCUGGAUCUGCCAGGACAUGGAAGGAAGAGUCUCUCCAGACAUACUGAGAUGGGUGACCGUGUGGGUCCUGUGGGAACAGGAGAGGCCAGCUCUUCCUUUGGGGCAUCAGGGGGAACUCAAAGACUUUCUCCCGUCAACUGGAGCAUGGUCCUGGACCGACAGGAGGCACUGGAUGCCAUGGAGAGCACAGAGUCUGGGCCCACUGUUGACCGACUGUUGGACUCAGUCUACCUAAGGAGUGGAGCUGGACUUAGAAGACCUCAGGACUCAGCACACCUAACUUUCUCCCACCUUCAAGGCACCCAGGGGAGCUUCCACCUCUCUCAGGUACUGCUGCCAGAAUGCGAUGACGAUGAUGAUGAUGAUGAUGAUGGAGUAGAUGUGCCUGAUGGUAGCAGGCCUUCCUUGGGCAUAAGGGGAGGGCCUUGUGGUGAUGUAACUGUUGCAGAGGCCUCAGACAGUACCAGUGAGGAUGAAAACAAUCCUCUUUCCACCUCUCUGGAAGCCAAGUAUUUCUCCCAGAGCUUCCACCAGGAACAAGAAGAUUCAGAUGACUGCUGGAACCAUUGUCCAGACAACCUGGAGCUUGAGUUUCAACAAGAAGCCGAUGCCAGUCAUGGUGUGGUGUACCAGAAUGAAGAAGGGCAGUGGGUGACAGACCUGGCAUAUUACUCCUCCUUUGAGAAGGAGGUUGAUGGAAAGAUAUCAGAGAUUGUUGGCCAGUUUCAGAAGGAGGACUUUGUUCCUGCCUGUGAUGCCAUGGAAAAGAUAGUUAAGGAUCAAGAGGAAUUUGAGAAGGAGCACCAAUUCAUGCAGGAGGAGAAGAUUGAACCAGUCAGCAGCAACAGCACCUUUAAUAGUGACUCAUCUUGGAAGGCCCCCACCACCAGCCACAUCCUGAUGAGGGCUUCCCAGGUCUCUUCAGAGUUUAACCAGGAGGACCAAAGCUACCUGCGACUGACUUUUGGGCAGUUUUUUGGACAACGCUCUGAAGCCCUGGGCUGUCUGGGCAGCACUGAGGAUGUGAAUGGGAUUAAACGGCCGUCCUUUGGUUACAUCAUUACCUCUCCAGAGAAAAGAGAACCAUUUCCCCUAAUUCACCCCUCAGAGUUCUCAGCUAGAGACUCUCUUCACAGUGACACAGCAGAAGUCAGUGAAGCAGACAAAACACUCAACCCAGAGGACCUGGACAAAACUCUUGAGGCACCAGAGGAAAGGAUGUCACCGAAAGGUGAUACUGAUCCGGAACCACGUGAUCAGGAGGACCAUAUUGUUAGAGCUGCACUACCUGACCACAGUGAGGGCUCUGGCUCUGAAUCAAGCUUGAGUAAUCAAAGCCGUGUGUCCCCUAACAACAACAGCAGCCAUCUGAUGCUGAGUAUCAGCACAAUCGCUUCAGCCAUUGCUGAUGCGUCCAUCAGCACUGACCCAUCGCAGCUGGCUGCUAUGAUUGUGGAGCUGUCCAAGCGGAGAAGGACAAGGAAUCGACCCGAAUCCACAGGGCCACACUCCACUGAACAUGAGCCAGAUCAGAGUGUCAUGCUGGACACACUGCACAGAAGCACCUGUGUUGGAGAGCUGAGUGCCUUUGACAUGGAGAAAUACCUGAAAAAGACUGACGUGUCAGGCAGCACUGAUGCCUCUGUGGCACACACCACCUUUGACCUGACCGGCUGGGCAGACAACCUCAGCAGUUCUCAGAGAAACCCUCAGGCAGGAUAUCCCGAGGAGCCUGGGAGCUCAGCUCAGCGAGUGGACAAUGAGACUCAACAGGAGUCCACAAGGACAAAAACUGAGGAGAAAGACAGAGGAGGAGAGACAACUUUAAACAGCUCAUCUGCAGCGCCUCCUCCAAAUGCAUUAUCUCCAGGUCAUAAAGGUGACCCAAGAAGAAGCUCUAUUCCUCGCCCUCGCACAUCUUCUGGUUCUACCAGAAGGUCUGUGGGCUCAGGACAGUCCUCCACUCUGAUGCCUCCUGCAGACAAAAUGGCAGCAUAUAAUAACCCCUCUUCCUCUGCUAUCAAGACUUGUGGUUCCUCAGGCAGUACCUGGACAGAAAAUGGAAUCAAACCAGGAGAAAUUAACCUACAAGCAUCUAGCAAUUUUAGGACUCCAUUAGAAACAUCACAGAAAAGUGAUAAAGGCUCUGCUUCCUCACCUUGCUUGGCAGAAACCCCACCAGGCCCAAGGAAAGGGCAGUCAAGUCUGCCUUGUUUUAAAGGUUCCUCUUCUCCGCCACAGAGGGCGAGGAGUGCAGGUCAUUCGCAGCAAGACAGACUGCCUAAUUCUCCAGAGAAGAAACCAUCACCCAGGAAUAUCAUGACUGCCUCACUACCUCGUAGCUCUGUUGAGAAGCAUGUUGGCUUCUCUUGCCAAAACACCCAACCUCCACUAGACCCUGCAUCUGAACUGCCCAAGGGUUUCUCUGAGCCCUGUGUGGAGGAGACGCAUUGUAACUUCAGACCGUCCACCUCUCCGCUUACUCACUCUUCUCCAAGCCAAACCUCCAUUCCCAGCGCUGAUGGUACGAUGUCACCUGUGUCAUCCAGUGGUGGUAUAGCAGACAAACGUCCAGGUCUUGACCUCUCACCUCAGUCUACCUGCUCCAGCCCAAGUCCCAGCAGGCUCACAUACAUCUCAAUGAAUGACGGCACUGUCAUACCUACACCCGAGAGGCGAAAGAAUAACUCUAGUAUGGCACUGAGCACCACCAUCAUCAGAAUCAGUCCAACUCCACCUGUGGAACCAGAUACACAGUCUGACCUCGAUAUUCUUGGCCUGGCCAAAAGCCUGGACCAGAUGCAGGCCCAGCAUUCUCAAAGUCUGGAUCCACUACCAGCACAGCAGUGUAAAAGCCCGGAGCCCCCACGCAGUGCCUCUGGUCUGAGCUGUACUCGCAGCCAGAGUGAAUGCAACUACCGCUGCCCUGGGGACAGAACUGGAGAUAUUGCAGCAAGUUGCAGGAACCACAAGCACCUCUCUGAGUCCAACGUAAGACAGCUCACUAAAGUUGACUCAGGCUAUUGCAGUAAUCUGAACAUUCAGCAAACUAGCAGCACUGCAGCUCCUCAGAGCUCCCAGCAGUGGGGAGCUGGUGGCUCAGUGUCAUCAUCGGUGUAUGCUAGUGGCCUCGGCAUUCCUCCGUCCUACUCAUCGGAAGGGCUUCACUAUGUGCCCAUCCCCAGCUUUAAGCCACAGUGUGCUGGCUUGAUUGACCUUCCUCACCAAGGAGAUAUGCAGUCCCUCCUCACUGGGCGCUCUCUCUUUAACUCCCACCUGGCUCAGCAGUAUUUGGGACCUGAAGCUCCAUUACAUCCAGGUGCUUUUAAUGUCAGAACAACAGGAAGUGGUCUCUUCAGUGUGUCCUCUGCAGGCAUACCCAACAGUGAUCUCACAGUGAGACACGUCCAUCCCACAGCAGGUCCUCUGGGGAUUUCGGGGUCCACUGGGUGCCAUCACCUCCCUAUAUCCCAUCAGGGCCAGCAGGACAUUGGAAUGAUGGGAAAACCUUACACUCAGUAUGGUGCAGAGCCACUGGUGGCAGGUGGUCUUGAGGAACUGAGAGGCCAAGUGGUGGUGCCAGAAGAACUGCGGUUUCCUCAUACCUGCUGUGUGGGCAUUGCUUCACAGACCUCCCUCAGCCUCUUCAACCCCUCUGAGAGAUGGCAGCAAGUGUCAAUCACUGUCACCAGCCUGGCCAUCGAUGGAGAGAAGGUGGAUUGCUUGCCAUACCAGUGGCUUAUAGUGAAGAACAAGACGAUCAUUGCCCCCAAGAGUACAGAAGAGCAGAAGGUGUUAUUCAUCCCUCCACAGGCUGGGGUCUACCAGUGUGUCUUCAGUGUUUGCUCCUGGCCUGCGUCCGCAGAGACAGAGGUUGCUGCCAGAGCCAACAUCUUUGCUAAAAGGGUAGUGCUGGUUGCCAUAGCAGAGAAUCCUGAGCUUGAGGUUGAAGUAAGCAAAUCUGGCUGCCUGGAUUUUGGAGACCUUCCAGGAGGCAGUGCCAAAUCUCUUUCUCUCAAACUGCUCAACAGGACUCAUGCUACAGUGCCCAUCCGUCUGGUCAUCAGUGCAAACGCUACAGCGUGGCGAUGCUUCACCUUUUCCAAGCACCCUACCAUAACAUCUGAGGCAGCACAGCAGGCUGGCCACAUGACCCCAGUGUCCUCUCCCUCGGUUAUGAAUCAUGUGAUGCAUGCCAGCUAUGGAGAGAAUCCACAGAGCUUCAUGGUCUGGGUUCACUUCAAGGCACCUCAGAAGUACACUGUUUCCUCAGAAGAGCUUGGUCCAGCUGAUGAGUACAGUGCUCGGGUGGACAUUGAAGUGGACUCUCCUGGUCUUAGUCAUGUGAUCAGGAGUAUUCCCCUCAGGGCGAGGUCUGGAACUGCAAGGGUGCAUGCUCCUAAAGACCUGCAGACUGUCAGCCUGUCUGCUCCACUGGGUAAAUCUAGUCAACAGACGCUGCCAUUAAAGAAUGCAGGAAACAUUGACGUUCAGCUAAAACUCAAGAGCAGUGAUGCUGAGGACAGUUUCUCUGUGACACCUGAUGAACUGUCCCUGAGAAUGGGAGAGGAGCAAGGCAUUGUGGUCUCCUUCAAAGCACAGGGCAGCAGGAAAUAUCGAGAAAGCCUUCUCACCAUCUUGGUGCUGCCUUCAGGUCCUCAGUAUGAGGUAACCCUGAAAGGAGAAGUUGUCCCAGAGGACUCUGGGAAACCUGCCAUUCCCUCUGCUGCUGUCAUUGGUCCUGGUGUGGCCAGUGAUGUUCCACCGAUCCUCUCUAACAAACAGUUCGUAGCCUGGGGAGGGGUCACUCUAGGACGAGCUAUCCAACAGAAGCUGGUUCUCAGGAACAACUCGACCACCACCACACAGCAGCUACGGCUGCUUAUUCGUGGUCAAGACCAGGACUGUUUUCAGCUCCAGAGUAUGUUCAGUCCUGAAGAGCGUUUGACGCGACAUGGGGAGCUGUCCAUUCGUCCCAAAGAGGAUGUGACCGUCCACCUGCUCUUUGCUCCCACCAGGGUGGUUUGCAUGUUGGCCAAGCUGGAGAUCAAACAGUCUGGAGUGCGGCCUUCACAGCCAGGGGUCAAAUUCACUAUUCCACUGUCAGGCUAUGGUGGGACAAGCAACAUCAUCCUGGAGGACCAGAGGAAACAGGCGGAUGGCUAUGUGGCAACACUGACUGAUAUCGCUGUUGGUCGUGUCAGCAAAGUGUGUUUGUGCGUGAGGAACACUGGUUCCAGAGCAGCUUACAUCAAAGCUGUGGCUUUUGCUGAUAUGCAGACACGAACACUAAUAGAACCCUCUGUCAUCAGCCUCGCCCCAUCACAGUUUGUACUUAAAGAAAGGACACAAGAGGUGAUUACCGUGCUAAUGAAGUCCACUGAAAGAGAACGGGCCCUAUGUCAGUCAGAUAAUGCACUGCUGGCUACUGUCUGUUUGUUUUGUGGAGAUGAGGUCUCCAGGCAGCAGUAUAGGAGAUUGCUUCAGAGUAAACCGGAGGCUGUGCGGAAGGCACUGUCUGAAAACAGUCUGCUGAAAAACAUUAACUUCAAUGAGAAGUUCCUGGGAGAAGAAAAUAUUACAGAGACCUAUGAUCUGCCCCAACGGCCCAAUGAAGCUCACAUUUUCUAUGGAAACAUGAGUAAGGUAGUGGUGUCAUUGCUUGGAAGUACAAAGAGCACAGACUGUGAGCAGAGUGAUCACACGGAGCUGCUGCUGCCCUCUGCUAGACACAGCGCAGAGACGGACAGUGUGGCGAAUGGUAAUGUGUCUCUGGAUGUGCUGCCAGUGAAAGGUCCCCAGGGUCCAGCGCUGAGAGUGGCAGAGCCCUCUUUAAAGGCGUCAGAGCCAUUACACAGGCAGUCUGAGUCCUGGACCAUCCAUCCAGAACAACUUGUCCUUGCAGCUCCCACCAUCAAUGGUGCAGCCACUACCAGUCAGGUUCAGAUCCGGAACAACACAUCCAGGGAGCUGUGCUUUGAUCUGUCCUGGCCCGCUCACUGCCUCACCAUCACCCCUCAGCAUGGCGUCAUCGAACCUCAGUGCCACCUACAGAUUUUGAUCAGCCCCAACCCUUCACUAGCAAUUAAAUCUACCCUGCUGCCAUGGAGUGGACAGAUUUAUGUCCAGUGUAACGGUCAACAGAAGUUUAUUAAGGUCCAGAUUCGUGGGGACCUGGCUCUGGAUGUGUCCGCGGCCCCAGCAGACUCAACUCUGACAGCCCUACCUCCUCAGGCUGCCACCCCAGUGCUGCCUAUGGCCAGGCUCACCGCCAAGUCGUCACUACCCCCACAGACCCCACAAGCACCUCAAGCCCUGGUGGAGAUCAGCAACAAGACCAUCAUGUUCCCCGCCACUCCCUCAGGGGAAACAUCAGAGGCCCAGCUGGAGGUGCAGAAUGGAGAAGUGGAAGUGAGAUGGUACCUGUCAUCAUUCGCUCCUCCAUAUGUCAAGGGGGUUGAUAACACUGGAGAUGUUUACCGGGCCACUUACACAGCUUUCAGAUGCUCCAGGGUCUCAGGCACUCUGGGAGCCCUGGAGAAGAUGCAGGUGCCUUUUACUUUCCUGCCCAGGGACAGAGGGGACUAUGCCCAGUUCUGGGACUUGGAGUGCCACCCGGUGUCUGAGCCCCAGCAGAAAACCAGAGUUCGCUUCCAACUGUGUGGCACUGGAAUAAAGUCUGGACCAGUGGAAGGACCACAGGAAGGAGACUGCUCUCUGGUGAAGACAGAGGCCACAGUCAAGACCAGGAAGAGGGCUGAUGUCACAGCAGGCAAAACCAGUCAAGAGGAUGCCGUGCGGAGAGGUGUAUAUUCUCCACAGGAUCUCUACACCUUCCCAGCCACACGAGUGAGUGAGUCCAGCACUCUGAAGGUCAACAUCCGCAACAACUCGUCCAGCACGCAUGAGCUGAAUUUUGUAAACCCUAUGGAGCCGUUCCACAUCAAGCAUUCCAAAUAUUCCCUGAGAUCGCAGCACUAUCUGAAGCUGCCCGUCCAGUUCAAGCCCAGUGCUGCAGGCAGACACGCUGGCUUGCUGCUCAUCCAGUCAGAAACAAGUGGAAGUCUUGUUAUUCAGCUGACCGGUGAGGCAUUGCCUUGAAUCUACCAUCCUACGCCACCUCCUCAUGCUGGCUGGCUGGCUUUGGGUGGAUGCUCUUCCCUGUUCGGUUCGUCACGGGACAGACCAGAGUAACAGAGGGGAAAAGGCAAAACUGCUAAGGAUCAAAUGAAGGCAACCACAGACUCAACUCCUUCCUUGUCAUCUUAUUUGGAGAUAAAGCUCUAAAGAUAUAUUUAGAGAUAUGUAGCUGAUUAACUGACUGAGACUCUCCUGCCAACACAGCCCCGUCUGCCUCUGGAUGUGGCACAGGUGUCCUCAGCUGGCCCAUGAAAAAAUGAUUGUGCCUGUUUGUGCCUGAAGCUGAAUGAUUUGGUCUGACAUGCUCACAAUUAGUCUGCAGCACUCUGACAUUUCACAGAGCUAAUGAUUUUUGUCACUUCACUCUGGAUCUGGUAUUUGCCUUAUCCCUGAGUCAUGUCACAAGGCAGCAUUGUUGUUGCCAUGGCCUCUGUCAGACAGUAGCAGUACCAGGGAUACGUCAGGGAUUACUUUGAGUUGGCCACAAAGGAAUGCCAUUGUCUCUUGUUUCUUGUUUGGUAACAUGGCUGUGGGGAUUUUUUUGUGCCAUACUGUGUUUUUUGCCAUGUUAGAUGGUAAAAUCUGAAAAAAGGGUCCUGGACAUUUUUGUUUUUGUCCCAAACCUGAUUUCUUGUUUCUGUUUUUCACAUAGAUUCUCAUUUUCAAAUUUAGGUCUGUCCACAUUUCAUAAAAAUUCUUCAUCUUCUGUGGUGUGGUUUCUAUGGAAAUGGCUCCCCGUCAUGCAGAGCCCACCUGCACAGUGGCCUUUGUCAUCACCAUGUGUUGACUUCCAGCAACCUCCAAGACUCGUUCCAAACAGUCCAGAUGUACUUAAUUUAGUCAUGAUCAAUGCAGCUCACAGCAACAUUAGGAUGGUUAAUGAUUGUUAUUACAUGCUAAAAGAGUUUCCUCUGGUGGGGUUUUUGUUCGGCAGCUUGCCAGGCCUGCUUAGUAUGGUUACCAUGGCAAAACAGUGUUAAUCACUGUUCCAGUCACAGAAAAUUAGCUCCCCUUUUCCUCUUUUGGCUCUGGGGCAAAUGGCCAAAAUUACUUGGGGGUACUGGAUUCACAUCCGUAAUGUGUUCUGGGACUGGAAUGGCAUGUGGGGGAAAUGUACGUAAACUUCAUCAAGGAUGUGUUGUUAACCUGUUAGAUGCCACACAUUGUGACAAUAAUUUGAAAAUGAAAAACACUAGAGCUGAGCAUUAUUUUCCUGCCAGUAGAGCAAGUUUUAAUAUGAAGGCAGUAUGUUGUCUUAGACAUGCCCUGACAACUGUCCUGACAUGUUUGUGUUUUACAGUUUGCACAUGCUUUAAAUAGUAUAUAAUGUAAUAUAUUGUUUGUACACAUUCUGAAUAAAGUUUUGUGAUAAAUA
Molecule: messenger RNA, 10106 nt
Organism: Epinephelus lanceolatus (giant grouper)
Lineage: Eukaryota; Metazoa; Chordata; Actinopteri; Perciformes; Serranidae
Gene: cep192
Product: centrosomal protein 192
Biological process (GO): centrosome duplication; centrosome-templated microtubule nucleation; protein localization to centrosome
Cellular component (GO): pericentriolar material; centriole; cytoplasm
Molecular function (GO): protein kinase binding
Source: RefSeq, a predicted model, not a curated record